CAUGUUAAAAUAAACCUGAACCUCAUUGGAAGUAGCAUCCACAGUCACUCAACUCUCAAAUGCAAAUGGAUUCUCCCAAAUCUGUCUCUCUCAUUCUCUCCUACAUAACCAUAAUAAUCUCUCUUCUUCUUCUUCCCCACUCUACAGAAUCCUUAUGCACCUCCAAACCUAUCAUUUUCAACUUCGGUGAUUCCAACUCCGACACCGGCGGCCUCGUCGCCGGUCUUGGUUACUCCGUCACAUCUCCAUAUGGCCGCACUUUCUUUGGCCGAUCCACUGGUCGCCUCUCCGAUGGUCGCCUUAUUAUCGAUUUUCUCUGUCAAAGCGUGAAAUCAAGCUUUUUGCCGCCAUACAUGGAGUCACUGGGUUCCAAAUUUUCAAAUGGGGCCAACUUUGCUGUGGUGGGGUCCUCAACGCUCCCUAAGUUUGUACCCUUUGCUUUGAACGUUCAGGUUAUGCAGUUCCUUCAUUUCAAGUCUAGAUCUAAUGACCUUCUUGCUUCUGGGUCAAAAGCAAUGAUUAAUGAUGACGGGUUUCAACGUGCACUAUAUAUUAUUGACAUUGGCCAAAAUGACCUUGCUGAUGCAUUUGCUAACAAGUAUUCAUAUGCCAGAGUUAUCAAAAGAAUACCCUUAGUUCUUGCAGAAAUCAAGAACGCCAUCAAGACUAUACACGAUAAUGGUGGCAGAAAGUUUUGGGUUCACAAUACUGGCCCGUUCGGUUGCCUGCCUCAGAAACUGUGGUUAGUUCAACCAAGUUCUAGAGAUUUGGAUUCCCAUGGCUGUAUUUCGACCUACAACUCUGCUGCAAAAGUGUUUAACGAGGGACUGCGCCAUUUAUGCACAGAAUUAAGGUCGGAAUUGAAGGAUUCAACAAUCGUUUAUGUUGAUAUUUACACGAUCAAGUACGACCUCAUUGCAAAUGCUAGCAAAUACGGUUUCACAAGUCCAUUAAUGGCAUGUUGUGGCUUUGGUGGGCCUCCGUUCAACUAUAACAUAAACAUCACAUGCGGUCAUGGUGGCGCUCAAGCGUGUAAUCAAGGAUCUCGAUUCAUAAACUGGGACGGGACACAUUUCACUGAAGCGGCUAAUUCCAUUAUGGCUUCCAAAAUUCUGUCUCAACAAUAUUCCACACCUCGUGUGCCGUUUGAUUUCUUUUGUCACUGACGGUAAUUUGGUCCUAAUUUGUAAACUUUUUUGAGUUUUACCAUCUUAAUACUGAUUCAGAUCAGAUUGGUGCAAUUAACAACUCACUUUGUUAGGUGAAGGUUUUCAUCUGCUAGAAGUUAUGGCUAUGAAAUAUAUCGUUUGCGUCUUAUAUCGAAA
Helianthus annuus (common sunflower) is the source of this 1325-nucleotide messenger RNA. Its product is annotated as GDSL esterase/lipase At1g09390. Lineage: Eukaryota; Viridiplantae; Streptophyta; Magnoliopsida; Asterales; Asteraceae. The transcript has 5 exons. The record is from RefSeq and is a predicted model, not a curated record. Gene Ontology annotation, molecular function: hydrolase activity, acting on ester bonds. Bases 60 to 1166 code for a protein of 368 amino acids.